AUGGCAACGACACACGAGCAGAGUCACAGCGGUCGCCAUGGCAGCGACACACGAGCAGAGUCACAGCGGUCGCCAUGGCAGCGACACACGAGCAGAGUCACAACGGUCGCCAUGGCAGCGACACACGAGCAGAGUUACAGCGGUCGCCAUAGCAACGACACACGGUCUGAGUCACAGCGGUUGCCAUGGCAGCGACACACGGUCCGAGUCACAGCGGUCGUCAUGGCAACGACACACGGUCCGAGUCACAGCGGUCGUCAUGGCAACGACACACGGUCCGAGUCACAGCGGUCGCCAUGGCAGCGACACACGGUCAGUCACACCGGUCGCCAAUCGCCAUGGCAGCAACACACGGUUAGAGUCACAGCGGUCGCCACGGCAACGACACACGAGCAGAACGGCGUCUCUGUUUUUGGGAGCUUUACCACAGACUUCUCUGACUCGUCUCUCCGAGCUCUGGCCUCUGCUUUGACUCUUUUUGGACUAAAACUAGCUCCAGCGUCGUAA
Messenger RNA from Knipowitschia caucasica, 507 nucleotides. The record is from the annotation of a GenBank genome assembly. Lineage: Eukaryota; Metazoa; Chordata; Actinopteri; Gobiiformes; Gobiidae.